Centruroides sculpturatus (bark scorpion) is the source of this 1289-nucleotide messenger RNA. RefSeq lists its product as uncharacterized. The transcript is spliced from 2 exons. Bases 41 to 1222 code for a protein of 393 amino acids. The record is from RefSeq and is a predicted model, not a curated record. Gene Ontology annotation, molecular function: hydrolase activity, acting on carbon-nitrogen (but not peptide) bonds. Gene Ontology annotation, biological process: carbohydrate metabolic process. Lineage: Eukaryota; Metazoa; Arthropoda; Arachnida; Scorpiones; Buthidae.
AUAAAUACUCAGUACAGCGCGACCUGAAAAUACAAUCAAAAUGAUGCUGAACAUUCUAGCUGCAAUUUCAUUACUAACUCUUAAUUUUUGUCUAGUCGCUUCACAGUGGGACGAUUACUGUGAUGAAGAUCGAUGUAAAUUGCCCAUGUGUUUGUGUGGUAAACAAUCUCCCCCCUCUGGAAUGGAAGCCAAAGAUGUCCCUCAAUUCGUAAUGCUAACCUUCGAUUCUGCUGUAAAUUUUAACAACUUUAUCUUCUAUAGAGAGCUGAUAUUAAGAAGUGGUAGGAAAAAUAAAAAAAGUGGAUGCCCCAUCACCGCUACUUUCUUCGUUUCGCAUGAAUAUACCGAUUAUACCCUUCUGAAUCGUUUGUUUAGCAGAGGAAACGAAAUUGCCGUGCAUUCUAUAAGCCAUUCGCCGAUCGUAGACAAAUGGAAAAAUAUGAGUUACACGCAAUGGAAAGAUGAAAUUUCGGGUAUGAGAACCAUUAUCUCGAAAUUCGGACUCAUACCAGAAACUAAGAUUAGUGGUGUACGGGCUCCUUUCUUGCAAACGGGAGGCGAUACUUACUUCGAUAUGUUGUCAAAUGAAAAAUUUUUGUACGAUUCUUCCACUCCUACCUUGCGUAGAGCUGAUCCUCCUUUAUGGCCUUACACACUGGACUGGGGUCUACAGCAAGAAUGCCAAAUCGAACCGUGUCCCAGAAAAUCGCACCCAGGCAUAUGGAUGGUGCCGGUAGUCAAUUGGUUUGGACUUCCUCAGGUAGAUAAAGUAACGGGGAAUGUAUUCGAACAACCUUGCGCCAUGGUAGACGGAUGUACCCCACAUCCAACUACAGUAGAGGAAACUGUUAGUUACUUAAAGAAGAACUUCGACAGGCACUACCAUUCCGAGAGCAGAGCACCUUUUCCCAUUUUUCUAAGAGAGGGUUGGUUGCAAAAUAGAAACAGGAAAGAGGGUUUUCUAAAAUUUGUCGACGAACUACUGCAAAUGGAUGAUGUUUACUUUGUCACGGUCCGAGACGUAAUUGAUUAUUUACGCGCUCCCAAAAAUCUAACUGAGUACAACCAAACGUGUUUUAAAAUGUCCAGCAAAUGCCCCGCUCGCAGCUGUAGUUAUAGAAUGAAAGACACCGGAGCAGAAAGAAUAAUGAAAUCUUGUGUUCGAUGUCCCUCUUCCUAUCCGUGGGUCGGUAAUCCUACUGGAGAAAAAACCAACCCUUAAGCUAAACGCCAUCAAAAACUGUUUGUUAUUUCUAAUGUUUUAUUAAAUAUGUCUUCAAUUUUAUAUA